CUCGAAGCAAAAAAGCACCAUUCAUUCAUGGCCACUUCUUCCAAAACAGUCAAAGAUUGUGAUAUGCUGAGAGAAAUAGAAGGUGAUGAGAGAGAAACAGAAGAAGAGGAAGAGGAGGGAGAAGGCGAGAAAGAAAAAGAGCAGGCGGAGGAAAGAGAUUGUUUGGAACUGAGUUUAGGGUUUGGAACAGCUUGUGGUAAGUUACUAGGGCAUGGAUCAAACUCAUCUUCAGCUUCUUUUGCAUCACCCUCUUCUUCUUUCCCAUCACAACAAGCUCAAAAACAAUCUGGGUCAUGGUUAGGGUUAGGAGUAGGAUUAGGGUUAGGGUUUGAAAAUAUGGGUGCGAGUGAAAAGGGUGUGGGUUCGUCUAGUAAAUAUCACAGAUUCUGGUGUGAACAUCAUCGUGGUCUUGCACAUGAUGAUCAUGAUGGUAUGCCAUCACCAUCAUCAUCAUCACUCACACUGUGUCCACCACCAUCAUUAUCAUUAUGGCCACUGCACGUAGCUUCAACUAGCUUUCUUGGUCUUCAUGGCCUGCUAGUGCCAGUUCCAGCUGAUACCCAUCAUUACACUCAAAGACCACAGUCUGGAUUGUGGUUUACUCUCCGCUCCUUAAUCAACCGGGAAGGGGAAGGGCUACCUCAAGUACCAAAGGCGUAUAUUAGAGUGAAAGACGAGAACGUGACAAUUUUCAUGGUUAAAACCUACCUUGUUACAAAACUUGGUCUUCCCAACGAAUCUGAGAUCGAUAUUUCAUGCAUGGGGGAGAAGUUGCUGCAGUCGGAGACCUUGAAGCAUGUACGAGAUCAUAUCUGGCUGCCUCGAUUGGUUGAAUCUGUAAAUUCAGAGACAACUUCAAUUGAAAAUUGUAAUGAUAUGUCAGCAAAUCAUCUGAUGCCUUUGGAUUAUGGACGACGCCUCUUGAACUAA
Ilex paraguariensis (yerba mate) is the source of this 930-nucleotide messenger RNA. The record is from the annotation of a GenBank genome assembly. Lineage: Eukaryota; Viridiplantae; Streptophyta; Magnoliopsida; Aquifoliales; Aquifoliaceae.